Messenger RNA from Racocetra fulgida, 140 nucleotides. The record is from the annotation of a GenBank genome assembly. Lineage: Eukaryota; Fungi; Glomeromycota; Glomeromycetes; Diversisporales; Gigasporaceae.
AUGGAUAAUGAUAAUUUUAUCAAAAACUUUGAUACCUUAGUGGGACCGUUCGUAAAAGCAAUCGGUGAAUGUGAAGAAGCCUUGCGAGCUCAUAGACAGCAAGAUACUCAAAAAUCAAACAAUAAAAAACUUACUUUUUG